This is a messenger RNA of Solanum pennellii, 752 nucleotides long. RefSeq lists its product as uncharacterized. Bases 57 to 752 code for a protein of 231 amino acids. The record is from RefSeq and is a predicted model, not a curated record. NCBI's taxonomy places the organism in Eukaryota, Viridiplantae, Streptophyta, Magnoliopsida, Solanales, Solanaceae. The transcript has 4 exons.
AUAGUGAUGAGCCAGUUAAGAAGAAGUUUGGAAAGGCUACAAGGAAGGGAAGAAAAAUGAAAUGUUCUGUGUGUAAGACUUUUGGACAUAAUAAGACAGGAUGUCCAACUCUGAAAAAUGUUGGUGCUGGAACAAGUGAUGCAAGUGUUGGAACUUCAAAUGUUGCCACUAGAACUCCAUGUGCAGGUACAAGUGAAGGUCCAAGGGAUGUUCCAUGUGCAGGUCCAAGUACAGGUCUAAGGGCAGUUCCAAGGGCAGGUCCAAGUGCAGGUCAAAGGGAAGUUCCAUGUGCAGAUCCAAGUGUAGGUUCUAGGGCAGUUUCAAGUGAAGGUCCAAGGGAAGUUCCAUGUUCAGAUCCAAGUGCAGGUCCUAGGGCAGUUUUAUGUGAAGGUCCAAGGGAAGUUCUAUGUGCAGGUCCAAGGGCAGUUCCAAGUUUCACUCAACAAUCAACUUCUAGUGCAACUGGCCAAAAAAGAAAAACUAGCACAACUUUGAGAGGAAGUGCAUCUCUUGACUAUAAGAAACCAAGACAAAAACAAGCGAAGACAACUGAGAGGUCUGAAAAUACUGAUAGGGUAUUACAUAGUGCUACAUUGACAUGUUCAACUCCUACCAAUAUUGAUCUUGGUUACAAACCCAAAGGACUAAGGUGGAAGGGAAGAGCUGCAAUUACUCAAAGGCAGCUACGAGAGGAAAGUUACAGAAGCACUCAAGGCACACCAAGCACUCAAGUCACUCAAGGAACACAUUAG